This is a messenger RNA of Dinoponera quadriceps, 750 nucleotides long. Its product is annotated as probable H/ACA ribonucleoprotein complex subunit 1. The coding region runs from base 1 to 750 and encodes 249 amino acids. The transcript has 2 exons. The record is from RefSeq and is a predicted model, not a curated record. Lineage: Eukaryota; Metazoa; Arthropoda; Insecta; Hymenoptera; Formicidae.
AUGGCGGUACCAGUGUGCUCACUGCCGACCAACAUGAACAGCACCGACAAGCUGAAAGUGAUACUCCUGUGCGGCCUGGUAUUAUCGGUCGCCGCCGAGGAGAAGAAAGCCGAGUCCAGCGCCCAGCCCAAGGAUGAGAAGUCGAAGCGUGGACUGGAGCUGAGUUUAGGCGAUCACGGCGGCUUCGGAGGCGGCUUCGGCGACGGCCAUGGAUUCGGGGGUGGCGGCGGCGGCGGCCAUGGAUUCGGGGGUGGCGGCGGCGGCUUCGGCGGCGGCCACGAGAUCAUCUCCACCGAUCACAUCAAGGCGGUGACGGUGACGAAGCACGUGCCGGUGCCUCAUCCGUAUCCGGUGGAGGUCACCAAGCACGUCCCCUACCCGGUGAAGGUGCCGGUCAAAGUGCCGGUCGAACGCCCAUACCCGGUCCACGUCCCGCAGCCUUACCCGGUCGAGGUGACGAAGCACGUGCCCGUCACGGUGGAGAAACCUGUACCCUUCCCGGUGAAGGUACCCAUCAAGGUGCCCGUCAAAGUGCCCUAUCCGGUCAAGGUACCGGUCAAGGUCCCGGUCGAGGUAACGAAACCCGUACCCUAUCCCGUCAAAGUACCCGUGGUCGUGAAGGAACCUUACCCCGUGGUCGUCAAGCACGAAGAGCACGGCGGCUUCGGCGGCGGAUUCGGCGGCGGACACGACUUCGGCGGUGGACAUGACUUCGGCGGCGGUGACUUCGGCGGAUUCGGGCAUCAUUGA